This is a messenger RNA of Closterium sp. NIES-67, 1815 nucleotides long. NCBI's taxonomy places the organism in Eukaryota, Viridiplantae, Streptophyta, Zygnematophyceae, Desmidiales, Closteriaceae. The record is from the annotation of a GenBank genome assembly.
UCGGCACGCACGGCUUUCUGGUGCAACCAGCUUCUUGCUGCUGCCGUGCCGAGCUCACUGCUGCCUGGGCUGUGCUGUGCGCUGCUGCCACUCCACGCCGACCUCGCGCUGGUCGCCACUCCGCUCCGCCCCGCACCGCAACAGCAACUCCUUCCGCCACCCGAGCCGGGCGUCAGCUUCCCGCGCGCGUGCCGGUGCGCCUUGGAGGCGCGCAGCUGCCGCAGAGGUCGCCGUCGAUCCCCGUGACGCACGCCGCAAGCACCCGCGCGCCCUGGCCAGCGUCGUUUCCUCCACGCAAGUUCGAUCGCGAGUCGCGCCGCGGUGUCUGAGAUUCCCCGCGUGCUCGCUGCACCUCGAUCCACUUCCGCGCGUCUCGCGCACCUGCUCGCGUCUGUUGAUCGGCUGUCCGCUCCUCGCGCGCAGCUCUCCGCGCGCAGCUCUUGCGUUCCGAUCUCGAUCUCGGCCGAGAAGGCAGAUGGGGGGAGGAGGCGGCAGUGGGGAGGUUGUGGUGGACGGGAAGCGGAUGUACGUACCCGUUUAUGGCAUCCUUGCUAGCAGCGCCAUGUCCGCUUGCUUCGCCGAGUUCUGCACGCUGCCCAUCGACACGGCCAAGGUGCGUCUGCAGCUGCAGGGCAAGGCGGCGGCGGGGGGCGGCGGCGCGGCGGCGAGCGCGGUGAAGUACCACGGCAUGGUGGGGACGAUGGGGACCAUCGCGCGCGAGGAGGGGCUGUCGGCGCUGUGGAAGGGGCUCGUGCCGGGGCUGCACCGCCAGUGCAUCUACGGUGGACUCAGGAUCGGCCUCUACGACCCGGUGAAGGCGCUCUUCGUGGGCAAGGACCAUCAGGGUGACGUGCCGCUCACCACGAAGAUCGCUGCCGCCCUCACCACAGGCGCGGUGGGCAUAGCCAUCGCCAACCCCACGGACCUGGUCAAGGUGCGCCUGCAGUCCGAGGGGCGUCUCCCGCCCGGCACGCCCAAGCGCUACUCGGGGGCGCUCAACGCGUAUGCCACCAUCGCCAGACAGGAGGGCGUGGCGGCACUGUGGACGGGCGUGGGGCCCAACAUCGCGCGCAACGCCAUCAUCAACGCGGCGGAGCUCGCCAGCUACGACCAGAUCAAGCAGUCGCUGCUGAAGGUGCCAGGCUUCGGCGACAAUGUGGUGACGCAUCUCAUCGCGGGGCUGGGCGCCGGCUUCUUCGCCGUCUGCAUCGGCUCGCCAGUGGACGUGGUGAAGUCGCGAGUGAUGGGCGACAGCACGGGGCAGUACAAGGGCACGGUGGACUGCUUCGUCAAGACCUUCAGAAACGAUGGUCUGCUGGCGUUCUACAAGGGCUUCAUCCCCAACUUCGGUCGCCUGGGCUCCUGGAACGUCAUCAUGUUCCUCACCCUCGAACAGGUGAAGAAGAACUUCCUCACAGAGGUGCCUCACCAAUGACACUGCCCUGCUACCUACGCCUUACGUCCUCGAAUAUUACAUAAUCACGUCGACAACAAAUAUACCUACACCCGGAGCACUAGAAGUUUUUUUGUUUUACCAGGCAAGAGCCGAGGUCUGUCUUAUCUUCUCCCAAACAUGCUUCUUAGAUAGCGCUACUCAACAGUCAGAAAUUCAAGGGCCGUCAGUCCGAUACAUCAGCAAUGACAAUUGACUAAACCGGUUUUUACACCAUGAGUGUCGAGUGACCUGCUAGGGUUACCCUUGAGAAGAUCCUUGGGAAGGGCCACAGGUGUAGAGCCUGGGGGGGCUAUUGGUGCAUUGACAUGUUGUAUCAAGCCCUUCUAACUUUGUGGUUUCUGGCUGAGUUUCUGACAUGG